AUGCCUGACAGCGACCGGGAAAGCAAACGGCCUCGCUUGGCGAACGGUGUAAACGAAGAUGGCACUCUUUCACAUCACCCGUCGGAAGAGCAUCUUCCUCAGGGUAUCACAGAGACGGAAGCCGAGCUGCGGGAACACUGGUUCGUCGGUAGCAUCGACCAGGGCACCACGUCCACGCGCUUCCUGAUCUUCAAUGGCGAGGGAGACGUCGUCGUGAGCCACCAGAUCGAGUUCGAGAACCUAUACCCGGAAUCUGGCUGGCACGAACAUGAACCCUUGGAGCUGCUCACCUCGGUGGAAGACUGCAUGGAAGGGGCAAUGGCCAAGUUCGCUGAGCUUGGUCGCUCAGCGGCCGAUAUACGAGCAAUCGGAAUUACAAACCAGCGGGAGACGACCGUCGUCUGGGACAAGCACACCGGGGAGCCACUGCACAACGCCGUAGUCUGGCCGGACACUCGAACCACUAACCUCGUGCGCGAGCUGAAGACCCGAGAUGGUGCGGAUGAGCUGCAACAACUCUGCGGCCUUCCUCUAUCCACAUACCCCAGCAGCGUCAAGCUGUUGUGGCUCCUGGAAAACGUCGACGCCGUCAAGAAGGCGUACGACGAGAGCCGACUUGUCUUCGGAACGGUCGACUCGUGGUUGAUAUAUAAGCUGAACGGGGGCAACGAUGCUCCGGAGCCAAUCCACGUCACGGACAGCACCAACGCCAGCCGGACCAUGUUCAUGAACUUGCGAACGCUGCAAUACGACGACAAGCUACUCUCCUUCUUCGGGCUCGACAAGUCCAAAAUCAGCCUUCCCACCAUUGUGCCCUCGUCAAGCGACACCGCGUUCGGCAAGGUCUCCAAGGGCGCUCUGGCCGGCAUCCGCAUCGCGGGCUGCCUGGGCGACCAGUCUAGCGCAUUGGUCGGCCAGUGCGGCUUCAGCCCGGGCCAGGCCAAGAACACGUACGGCACCGGCUGCUUCCUGCUCUACAACGUCGGCACUGAGCCCGUCAUCUCCAACUCCGGCCUGCUGGCCACCGUGGCCUACGACUUUGGCAAGGGCCGCAAGCCCGUGUACGCACUUGAGGGCAGCAUUGCCGUUGCCGGCGCGGGCGUCAAGUUCCUGAUGCAGAACUGGGGCUUCUUUGAGAAGUCGAGCGAGAUUACCGACCUAGCGGAGACGGUCCAGGACAACGGCGGCGUCGUCUUCGUCACGGCGUUCAGCGGCCUGUUUGCGCCGUACUGGAUCGACGACGCCAAGGGAACACUAUUCGGUAUCACACAGCACACGCAAAAGGGGCACAUCGCCCGCGCCACCCUCGAGGCGACGUGCUACCAGACCAAGGCCAUCCUGGACGCGAUGGAGCAGGACUCGGGCCACAAGCUCGAGAACCUGGCCGUGGACGGCGGGCUGUCGGCGUCGGACCUGUGCAUGCAGACGCAGGCCGACAUCAGCGGCAUCCCCGUCGACCGGCCCGCGAUGCGCGAGACGACCGCCCUCGGCGCCGCCAUCGCCGCCGGCCUGGCCACCGGCGUGUGGGACGAGCUCGAGGAGCUCGAGAACGUCAACCGCAACGGCCGCAAGGUCUUCCAGCCCCAGAUGGCCAAGGCCCAGAGCGAGCGCAUGUUCAAGAAGUGGAACCAGGCCGUCGAGAUGAGCCGCGGGUGGGUGAACGACCAGCACGACGAGUGA
Messenger RNA from Phaeoacremonium minimum UCRPA7, 1680 nucleotides. RefSeq names its product putative glycerol kinase protein. NCBI's taxonomy places the organism in Eukaryota, Fungi, Ascomycota, Sordariomycetes, Togniniales, Togniniaceae. Gene Ontology annotation, cellular component: mitochondrion. Gene Ontology annotation, molecular function: glycerol kinase activity. The transcript is spliced from 3 exons. Gene Ontology annotation, biological process: glycerol metabolic process; glycerol-3-phosphate biosynthetic process; triglyceride metabolic process. The record is from RefSeq and is a predicted model, not a curated record. The coding region runs from base 1 to 1680 and encodes 559 amino acids.